This is a messenger RNA of Necator americanus (New World hookworm), 300 nucleotides long. RefSeq lists its product as uncharacterized. The transcript is spliced from 3 exons. The coding region runs from base 1 to 300 and encodes 99 amino acids. The record is from RefSeq and is a predicted model, not a curated record. Lineage: Eukaryota; Metazoa; Nematoda; Chromadorea; Rhabditida; Ancylostomatidae.
AUGGUGGUACCAAACACCUCACGUUUGCUAUGCGGUGUAGAACUGGUCACAAGUAACCUCAUGGAAAUGUUUGUCAUGCUUGAUUGUCCAGAUCUUUUAGAACGGCACAGGAAAUGCUGCACGGAUCAUGGCGUCUGUUAUAUUUUCCGGAAACCAUGGAAAGUAUGUGACAGAGAUUAUUGCGGCUGUGUCUACAAAAUUGCUGGAAAAGCUGGAGGGAUUUGCCAGGCUCAUGGUGAAAAUUUCUGUAAAAUUGUUACGGAUACUGGUCGGAAUGUCUACGAUUACCAUGGAAAAUGA